This is a messenger RNA of Funneliformis mosseae, 1254 nucleotides long. Lineage: Eukaryota; Fungi; Glomeromycota; Glomeromycetes; Glomerales; Glomeraceae. The record is from the annotation of a GenBank genome assembly.
AUGUACGAUGCUUUCAAUGUUUCAUUAGCGUUAGAUAAAGUACCAUAUAAAAUAGAAUCGAUUUUCGCUCAUGGAACUUCCACGGGUGCCUUGUACGUUUACGAAGUAAAAGAACCUUUUGGGGAUGAGGGGUUGAAAGUAGACUUAAAGGAAACCUUUAAGAAUUUUUCCAAAAAACCCAUCGAACAGUUGGAUAUCAUUAAGGAGCUUGACAUAUUAAUAUCACUUUCUGAUGGAUAUAUAAAUAUCUAUGAUUUAAACACCUUUGAAUUAAAAAGGCAAUUAUCCAAUAUAAGAGGCGCAAAUAUAUUUGCUAUUUCCCAUGUUGAAACUAGCGAGGAUGAAAGUAGCAAUGGGAUUCCAAUAACACGUCUAGCAGUCGGUGUAAAAAAAAAGUUAUUUGUCUUUACCUGGCGGGAUACAGAAUUCACUGAUACAAAGGAACAUUCAAUUCAUGAUAGGAUUAAAACAAUGGUUUGGGUUAGUGACGAUAAAGUUUGUCUUGGGUUGACGAACGAAUAUAAUUUGAUAAAUGUCGAUUCUGGUGAGAAAACCGAAAUAAUAACCUCGAGUAGUGCACCAGGAGCCACCUCAUUUAGUUAUAUGGGAAUGUCAAUUGGUUCUAAGGUCAACAAACCGUUAUUGACGAGGUUACCUAAUAAUGAAAUUCUGUUGGUUAAGGAUAAUGAGAGUAUUAUUGUUGGGCUUGAUGGAAAACCUACUCGAAAGGCAGAAAUUGACUGGUCAGGAACGCCAGAAGAAAUAGGAUAUUCUCAUCCGUAUCUUAUUGCGAUAUUACCGAAGAACGUGGAAGUCAGGAAUAUUGUAACUCAGACUUUGGUCCAAACUGACGAACUCCCUCAAGCACGACUCAUUAACCAAGGCAAAUAUUUAUAUGUUGCCAGUCAUGGUAAUGCUUGGAGAUUCAUUCCGUUAAGCUUCGAAAGACAGAUUGAUCAAUUGGUUGAACAAAAUGAAUUCGAGGAAGCUUUAAGUUUAACUAGACAAACUUUGAUUGAUGACAAGGAUGCAAAACUUCGAGAAAUACUUGGACUUCGCGCGCAUUAUCUUUUCCGUCAGAAUGAAUUUGAUAGAGCAAUUACAAUUUUUCAAGAUUUAAAUGCAGAUCCCGCAGAGGUCGUUGCAUUAUAUCCCCCAUCAAUAUCAGGAGCUCUUCAUAAGCCUAUACAGCGUCCAAAAAUUAUAAAAUCUUCAGAUGAAAUAAAACUUAACGAUAGUGAGCAAGGUCCUUUC